Molecule: messenger RNA, 737 nt
Organism: Sinocyclocheilus grahami
Lineage: Eukaryota; Metazoa; Chordata; Actinopteri; Cypriniformes; Cyprinidae
Exons: 6
Source: RefSeq, a predicted model, not a curated record
GCAGCGCCCCCUCAUGUGUUAAAGCUCUCAGCGCAACUCCAUUCAUGAUAUACCAGGACAGAGAUGAGCAGGAGAACGGAGGUUCUGGCCAGGACAGAAGCAAACCACCACAGAGCCGAGCGCUGAUGGAAGUCCCAGUGUCCAAAGCCAAUGACACUCCAGUCAGCGCAGAGUCCAUCACAGAUGAGAGUACCCUGUGGGCAGCGCGUAACGUCUCUGUAGGCCCGUGUCCCAACCAUACCCGUGACUUCUCCCUGUCCGCUCAUCUGGUGUCCACACCGCUCCACCCUCAUGCACCUCACUCAUGGGACAUGGAGGAGCUGCAAGAGGAAAACGCAGGGGUCAUUGGCAUCAGCGGAGCAGAGGAAAACCCGUACAUACGACAGCCCACCAAACUCAGGUAUCAGCACAACAUCAUUACUCAAAAGCAGCGCAGGCUUUGGGAAGAGGAAGAGGAGGUGAGGAAGAUGAAGCAGCUCUUGGAUGAUCUGGAGAUGAAUGUGACUCUACAGCCAGCAGAGCAGAGAAAUCCAGCGAUGGCUUCUCUUACGGGAGCGGCGUUCCACAGAGUUGAAGCCCCUGAGUCAGUGUGGUCCUCCAGGCCUCAGACAGGCCUGCAGCUUCAGACGGAGCACUCCGCAGGGCAUGCUGGGAAGUGGAACAGCAGUGUGGCAGAAACAAGCCAUCCACUGACCGCUCCGUUACCCAGUGCAGCCUGCGGCUCUCGACCCGAGAGC